AUGUCUAGGGACCCAUUGGUUGUCGGUCAUGUCGUCGGCGACAUCGUGGACCCUUUCGUCACCACCGCGUCGCUCAGGGUCUUCUUCAACAGCAAGGAGAUGACGAAUGGGUCUGAGCUGAAGCCAUCUCAAGUGCUGAACCAGCCAAGGAUUUAUAUCGAAGGCCGUGACAUGAGGACACUCUACACGCUUGUAAUGGUGGACCCUGAUGCACCAAGCCCCAGCAACCCUACUAAAAGGGAGUACCUUCAUUGGUUGGUGACAGACAUUCCAGAGACCACUGAUGCCAGAUUUGGCAAUGAGAUAGUCCCCUACGAGAGCCCACGCCCAACUGCAGGCAUCCAUCGGUUUGUGUUCAUCCUCUUCAGGCAGUCAGUCAGGCAGACCACAUAUGCUCCUGGGUGGCGCCAAAAUUUCAACACCAGGGACUUCUCUGAGCUCUACAGCCUCGGCUCGCCGGUUGCCGCUCUCUUCUUCAAUUGCCAGAGGGAGAACGGCUGUGGAGGACGAAGGUGUGUUAGAUGA
This is a messenger RNA of Oryza brachyantha (malo sina), 525 nucleotides long. RefSeq names its product protein HEADING DATE 3A-like. Bases 1 to 525 code for a protein of 174 amino acids. Lineage: Eukaryota; Viridiplantae; Streptophyta; Magnoliopsida; Poales; Poaceae. The record is from RefSeq and is a predicted model, not a curated record. The transcript has 4 exons.